This is a messenger RNA of Westerdykella ornata, 1669 nucleotides long. Its product is annotated as DUF300-domain-containing protein. Bases 222 to 1619 code for a protein of 465 amino acids. Gene Ontology annotation, molecular function: transporter activity. The record is from RefSeq and is a predicted model, not a curated record. The transcript has 4 exons. Gene Ontology annotation, biological process: transport. NCBI's taxonomy places the organism in Eukaryota, Fungi, Ascomycota, Dothideomycetes, Pleosporales, Sporormiaceae.
GAAUCUCGCCCGGGCGGAUCCUCGGCGGUUAGAUGUCCGCGCAGGAUAGGAAGUCGCAACUCGGCGUCCGACUGCCCGUUAUGGCUACCACCAGUUGGCGACAAGACAAACGACCCGACAUUCGUGUUCCAAGAUUCCCUCACCUCCCCUUGCGGCUUCUCAUUUGCAACCACUUUGAUUGCGUCGCAUGAUGUCGACAGACAGCUCGACAGUGACGCGCCAUGGAGGCGAGGUCAUUCUUCAAGACUUGGCCGUUCGAUGACAUAUUCCCCCUGGAGUUUGGACGCAAAUCCAUCUGCGAGACCGCCAACGAGGCAAGAGAGGGCGUGAGCAACAUACACCUGUGGCGAAAGUACCCUCUCACCUUCCACGAUGUUGGACUUAUCCUGUGUGCCUCUUUCACGGCGCUGGCCCUGGGUUUGUCUGUCUACUUGAUCUGGCGGCAUGCAUCGCACUUCCUGAAAAGACAGGAACAGAAGUGCAUCAUCCGAAUUCUCCUCAUGGUACCAAUCUAUGCCGUCGUCUCCUUUCUCUCGUACCUCGCCUACCAUGGUGCCGUAUACUUUGAGCUUGCCCGAGACUGCUACGAACCCGUUACCAUUGCAAGCUUCUUCUCGCUCUUGUGCCACUACGUCGCUCCAACCUUGCAUGAGCAGAAGGACUAUUUCCGUAAUAUCGAACCGAAGAAUUGGAUUCCGCCCUUGUGCUGGUUGCAACGACUCGCCGGAGGACAGGACAAGGGCUGGUUGAGAAGAGCGCGAAGCGGACUGACAUGGUUUAAUAUCAUAUGGGUCGCCGUAUUCCAGUAUUGCAUUGUACGCCCCAUCUUCACGCUGAUAGCCGCCGUUGCGCAAUACUACGGACGCUAUUGCCACAGCUCCAAGGACCCACGAUUCGCAUACGUGUGGGUCCUGGGCUUCGAGGCUACCUCCCUUACCGUCGCCAUGUACUGCCUGAUGCAGUUCUACAUACAGCUGAAGCAAGACAUCGCCGUGCACCGUCCAGGCCUGAAAUUCAUGUGCAUCAAGCUCGUUCUCUUCUUCUGCUUCUGGCAGACCCACGUCAUCGCGCUCCUAACGGCUAAGGACGGUCCCAUUAAACCAGCAAAGCAGUGGAUCAGCGGUCCGGACCUGCGCGUCGGCCUGCCUUCGCUGCUCGUAUGCGCGGAAAUGGCUGCAUUUGCGCUUCUCCAUAUCUUCACAUUCGAUUGGCAGCCUUACAAUUUGAAUGGGAAAGGGUUGCUGGAAGGGACGACGGAGGACCAGCCCGGAGUGUAUGCCUGCGGUCCUCUCUGCGCCAUCUUGAUAGCUGCGAAUCCAUGGGAUAUAAUGAAAGGGUUUGGCCGCGGGAUACGCUGGUUGGUUCUAGGCGUGCGGCGGCGGAAGAGAGAUCAUUCGUAUCAUGGAGUCCAGCAGUCCACGCUGGCGGAGAGAAGACUCGCUGCACUCUCUACCUCGUAUGGCGUGGAGGUGCGGUUUGGCCAAACCAGCUGGUACGAUGGAAAUGCGCGGACUUUACGGCGGUUCUCGGAGCACAUCUCCACCGGAGUCGAGGUGACGGAGUGGAGAGGGUUGAGGGGGCCAACUCGACGGCGUCGCGCGGUCGCCAAGACGAUCUAAGCUGCCACACCUAGGUGAGGAUCGAUUGAGGAGAUAGAAGUAGUCGGAAA